UGGUAUGUUGAGCUGGACAUCAGAGCCUGAAAAUGAGUGAUGAUGAGAGUAGUAGUGAUUGUUCUUGUUGUUCACCGCUGGACUCGGGACUGUGCGAGAUCAAGCCGGGUGAUGAAGAAGCGCAAGCUCUUUGUGACAAGGUGAAAGAAGAGUUUUUGAAGCGGGCCGUUGUGAGCGCCUCCACUUUCGUGGCCGUCUCCUACAGAGUUCAGAACGUUGCCGGCAAGUUUUACUUCAUCAAGGUCCUGUAUGGAGACGACGUGUACGCUCACCUCACCGUGUAUAAACCCAUUGCUAUGUCAAGGAGGGAACCGUCUUUGCAGAAUUACCAGAUGGACAGGACCAAGGAUGAUGAUAUUGAAGAGAUUUUCUGAAGCCAUGCUAGCUAUUCAUUCUGUUCUGUGAAAAGAAUACAAGACAUUGCCUGAAUGGAGAAGGUGGAGAGAGAGCGACCCGCUGUGAGAAUCUUUCUCCAGCCAGAACUGUAACUCUCUGUGUGGGAUGUCCGGAGCUUACUGUACUGUGCGGGCUGAAUCAAAGUACAAGUUUUACUGAACCCAGCAGCAGUCACACAUGGGGCACAUGCCAUCAGUGGCAAUUUAGUUUUACCUUUUUAAUUUAUUUUUUUCCUUGAUCUUUAUAUGUAUAUUGCCGGGACUCCGCAAUACAUUACAGCCGCGAGCAGGUUAAAAUUACUUUUUGUUCUUUAGAAAUGUUGUUUUGCUGUGGCACUGUAAAACACAUCACACAGAUGCGCCACUUUACAGGUAGACUAAGGACACAAUAUUUAAAGGAAUAUUUAAUUUGUUUUGCUUU
Rana temporaria (common frog) is the source of this 816-nucleotide messenger RNA. RefSeq names its product cystatin-A-like. Gene Ontology annotation, cellular component: cytosol. The transcript has 3 exons. Bases 33 to 374 code for a protein of 113 amino acids. Lineage: Eukaryota; Metazoa; Chordata; Amphibia; Anura; Ranidae. The record is from RefSeq and is a predicted model, not a curated record. Gene Ontology annotation, molecular function: cysteine-type endopeptidase inhibitor activity.